Oldenlandia corymbosa var. corymbosa is the source of this 2571-nucleotide messenger RNA. The record is from the annotation of a GenBank genome assembly. Lineage: Eukaryota; Viridiplantae; Streptophyta; Magnoliopsida; Gentianales; Rubiaceae.
CUUCCUGUAUGAUUCUAUCCUUGUGGUCUUCUUUCACGCAGCAUAUUUUUAUUUCUCCUUACCAAGAAACGCACCGCUUUCGUCGUUCCACUUGAACAACAGCAACAAUGACUCUCGGUUCCGGAGGAUCGAGUGUUGUAGGUAUAAUCGCAAACUUCUGCACAGAUUAUCUAAAUACGGGUUUGAUGGAUCUUGCCUAUCUAUGGUUUCUGAACUGAAUUGCAACUGUUUAUUGUUGACUAUUUUAUUUUGGAUUGGCAGCAAUUACCUUAAGCUUGUCUGAAUUUCACUAGACUGAAAAAAUAUCUCUGUUAAUGGUCUCCUGCUUUGUGGGUUCUUAUGUUUUUCUUGUUUUAUUCGGGUUAUUCCUUGUUUUCUUCCUUCAGACAUUAAAUACUUUCGUAAAGUCAGUAUAUUUGCGAUUGGAAAUUUUAGGAUGUUGAUGAAGACACGUAUUUGUGUUCAAUCUGUGAUGAGAUUAGGUAUCCCUCCAUGUCCUAUGUGCAUGUUAUUCAUUCACAUGAUAUCAGCUUUGUUUUGCCAAUGUGAGUAACUUUUUAAGAAAGAAAAGCUGUUGGUUGGUGUAGCUCCUGUUCGGUUCCACAAGAGAAAAAGUUGAUAAUGUUCUUAUCAAGGCAGUAAUCUAUAAUGUGCUGAAUUUAGUACAUAAGUGGUUUUUCUGUGAAUGAUGCACAUCCAAGAGGAAGGAGAAUGAAAUUUUUUAUAGUUAUGAUUUGGCAAUCAGCUCAAUUUGUAAAUGUUUGUGGUGGUGAUUAGUAGACUCUUGAAGCCUUGUUAUGUCGCGGAUAUAAUAGAAUGCAUGGAAAUAUGUUUGCGACAUCUGUCUUAGGUUAAUGGGAAGGGGGAAAACAAAACAAUUUUGAUGAGGCAGUUGAUGAAAUUUUUAAGGUGUUGCUGGAUAUUAGAGGGAAUCGUAUCGUAAAUAUAGAUUGAUUUAGUGAUAAAGAGAGAAAAGUAUUUUCGAUACAUUAUUGAUGAAUUUAUUAAUCUAUUUAGGUGUAUUGCUCAAUACACUAGCUAUGUGUAUCAUGACAACGUACUCGUUCGGCUACAAAUAGCUUAAGGAUGGAUUUUUUCUAAACAGCCCAAUCACAAACAGGGUUUUCAAAUGGUGGUUUUAUUAUACACUCUUUAGUGGUUUCAGCACUUCAUUCUCGAUCAUUUGAAAUGGAUUUAAAACUGGAACAAUCAAGACAGUAAAAUGGGUUUCAUCUGUGAUAUUACUACAGCCUCCAAUGUUACAAAUUUUCAUGUUUUCUUGAAAUUUCGUCAACAUUGUUAUCGUGCUCUGUAGUUGUACCAUGUAAAUUUGCCUUGAUGUGAUGCCUAACAGUUCUCCUCCUAAAGAAUUUUCAUCGCUUUCUGCAAUUGUGUUAGUCGAUUUGAACUUCUUCAUUCACUAACUUCUAAUGUUGCCCUUUUCCUAAAAAGAGUUUCCAAGACACAUUCACAUGAAGUCAUGCUAUGCUGCAUUAUUAGGUUGUAAAAGACAUUAAUGAUCUGUUGUACAGAUUCAAAACAAGUGAAAUUUUUCUUCUGAUCCUGCAUUUAAUGUCAAUUCUCAUCACCAUUGAAAUUACCUAUAAGCGUUGCCUACUGAGGUAGAGGCAAUCAGAUGUGCGAUCCUUCUUGUCCGUGCAUGAUGUCUUCCGAAAUGUGUGAUCAUUAUGUCAAGGCCAUUUAGGUCCUGUCUGAGUUUUGCUGUUUCUUCCAAAUUUGGUGACAUUUUUGUUUCUCGACAGUGCCUCGAAAUUUUAGGUUGUUGGAGGAACUUGAGCGUGGGGAAAAAGGUAUAGGAGAUGGUUCUGUCAGCUAUGGAAUGGAUGAUGCUGAUGACAUAUACAUGCGUGCUUGGACAGGGACCAUUAUUGGUCCACAUAGUACUGUGCAUGAAGGCCGUAUUUAUCAACUGAAGCUCUUUUGCGACAAAGAUUAUCCAGAAAAGCCACCAAGUGUCCGUUUCCAUUCACGUGUCAACAUGACUUGUGUCAACGCAGAGACUGGAGUGGUCGAGGCAAAGAAGUUUGCGAUGCUAGCUAACUGGCAACGGGAGUUCACCAUGGAAGACAUAUUGACUCAGCUGAGGAAAGAGAUGGCAGCUUCACAUAACCGGAGGCUUGUUCAACCUCCGGAGGGUACCUUUUUCUAAUUGGAAUCAUCAUCAGCUGUUGACAGUUGAGACCCUGGAUUCGUAAACCUGUAGAAUUUGUCCUCAGAGUAAAUAUUUAUGGUUCUUGUGACGUGUAUGAUGUCCCCCAGGUUCAGUACUUCGUAAUUCUGGUGAUUUUAAGAUUCUGUUUGUGUUGAAUAUAGCAUGUAUUAUGACAUUUUGCAUUGUUGGAAUCAAUCUCAGAGACAUCAAAGUCCAAACCAGUUGUAUGUUUGGGUGUGGAAAUUCUGUAACAAUUUUUGUUACGACCCUAGUAAUACUUGACAUUUUUGAGGUUUAUGAAAUGAUUUUUACACGUGUCAAAGUUUGAUGAGCAUUGUAGAGCCCAAGAUUUUUGGAUUGCAAUACCAAACAGUUUGAUUAAGUUAAUGAUUCGUUCA